Molecule: messenger RNA, 2204 nt
Organism: Cucumis sativus (cucumber)
Lineage: Eukaryota; Viridiplantae; Streptophyta; Magnoliopsida; Cucurbitales; Cucurbitaceae
Product: tobamovirus multiplication protein 1
Exons: 12
Coding region: 290-1387 (365 amino acids)
Source: RefSeq, a predicted model, not a curated record
AAUUCCUUUCCCAAAUAGCUAUUCAAAAGUUAAGAAUCCUAACUUCUUUUCACCAUCAAAAAUCACUUUUUCAUUGAUGUUAAAGAAUGAAUAGAAACAGAUGCGAUUCAAUAGUGAUUUUCAAAAUGCCGAAACUAACUUUUCAAACAACGUUUUUAGCAAUUUGUAAAAACAUAUAUCUCCCGAGACCUUUUCAAAGCCGUUGCUUUCACGCGCUCUCUCCUUUUCUCAUUUUUUUUUUUAUAGAUUAGAGAAAAGGGGUUGAAGAACAGAGAGAUAGCGAGAGGAAAUGACUUUUGAACUAAUUGAAGACUCUUGUUUUCCACCCCUUUUGUUUGGUGUACAUGUGGGUCUUGCUCUUCUUGAUGCCAUUAUUGCAGUUCUUGCAUUUUAUCAGUUAGCGAGGAUUCAAUCAAGAGAUUCACGUGGUUGGACUCGUCAAAAAGUGUUUCAUCUAUUGAUUGGUUCUUCUAACUUGGGUUAUUUAGCUUAUUUUAUCUUGAGUCUUUUUGCCGCUUGCAAUGGGUGGCUAUGUUGGUCAGGUUCUUGUGGUUUCGUUUUUAUGGCCUUCCCCAAAAUUCUAGUUCUCGCUUUGUUUCUUCUUCUUUUGUCAUUCUGGGUUGACCUUUGCCAUCAGCCAGAGGAUGAAGAUGACGAGGAUGAAGAGAGGAGUUUCGAGGAAGGCUUAUUGGAGAAGAUCUCUAGUAAACCAAGUACAUCAAAUACCGAUUGGAGCAGGAGAUGGUGGGUUCCUGUACGACUGCCACAUGUUGGAAGCCGUCAAAAUUUAGUAAUACUGGUGGUCACAAUUAUCUUUGUUUUAACAUUGGCAUUUGCUGUGAUACUGUGGCUUGAGAUGGGAAACAUAUCCAUUGAUUCUUUGGUAGCUGUUCAGGUAGUAUAUGUAGAUCUUUUUGCUGUAAUGACACUCUUAUUAGGAGGCGCAUUAGCUUUCUAUGGAUUGCUCUUGUUCUUGAAAAUGAGAAGAGUCAGAUCUGAGAGGGCAUCAUCUGAAAUAUUGAAGGUUGCAGGUUUGGCUGCCGUGUCAGUUGUAUGUUUCACUUCAAGUGCACUUGUAGCUUUUUUAACAAAUAUCCCGGUACCGAUUCAAUGGCAACGGCAAUAUCACAUUUAUGGUGCAUAUACUUCUAUUUUGCAGAUUACAUAUUAUUUUAUAGGAUCAACUAUUCCUUCAGCAUUUGUUCUCUGGAUCAUGAGAGAAUUACCACCAUGGAUUGCAGCUAGUUCCCAAGAACAAACAAGAACAAUAACCUUUGUUUGUGACGAUGCUGCAACCGUACAUCGUCCUCAGGAAUGGACUUUGACGACAAAUUCUCCGGUUUGUAUUUCAUUAGAAUUAUUUAACCUUCUUAUAUCAUCCUGCUGAAUUCAUUUUGUUAUCAUUAAUUUGGAGGCCCCAUUCCUGAAAAUGGAAAAAUCUGAGUAGUUGAGAACUUUCAAAAUCCAUAAUAUAGUAGGUAGAGACGUUAGAGUUGACUUAGCGUGCAGUUGUCUGUUUGUACACUAAAACUAAAGAUUCCAACAUCUUCAAAGUGUAUAGACAAUGAAUGCUAAAUCAACUCUAACAUCUCUACUAUAUGUGUGUUUGAAAGCCUUCCACUUGGGUUUUCUCGUUUUGUAGGAGUGUGGCCCCAAAUUCCCAGUAACAAAAGUUGGGUCUUCCUUUUACUUUCUUUUAUCUUCAUGAACUUUUCUCUGCUGAAUUUCUCUUAGAUGAUGACUUUGACUGACAUAUAAUAUUAGGGAGCCUGUUCUUUCCACCCUUCAUUUUUUGUUUUUUUAAUGCACAAGCAAGGGACCGUUGGCAAGGGACCAUGAUGGUUGUUGAUACCUUUGUUUGUAGGUACCAUCAAGGGGUAGUCCCAUAUAAAUGCUUUUUGUGAUGCAAGUUUAGUCUGCCAAAUUUUAGAAGUGUGCCAGAAUUGUUGAUUGUAUUGCAGUUGUGAUCGAAACUGUUGCAUUAUGUUUGGUGAGCGGUAUCGAGAAGUCCGUAAGGUUGUGUUGGUACCGUGUUGUUCUAUGAUUUUGUAAACAUGUGUAUAUACUUCUCUUGCAUAUUGCUUCAAUCAAAUGUUAAUAGAAUAAGUUGGUAUCUCAAACUAACCGCUGAUUGAUUAGUUUAAUUCUUCCUUUAAUGAAGUGUCGUUUGGUGCACUAAAUUGAAUUAUGAAAUUUGAAGUUAA